AUGUCUAAUGAAGUGCCUGUGGACAACGAGGUCGCCGCCAGAGUCAGGGCGACCGUUGUAGGCGACUUUCAACCUGGGCACGUCAAUGGCUUCCCUAUGAGGCCCGAUCAGGGGUCGAUUGACCUAGGAUCUAUCGAUGCUCGAUCCUCGAAGCCUCCGGUGGAGGACGAUGUGGACCGCGACAAGAGGCGCGAGUCCGCGGAGAAGCUGAAGUUGAAGCGGCUGCUCGAACAGACCCAGCCCUCGAUAGCCAAGAAGCUUAAGGUGGGAGCAGCCUCGAAAGACUCAGGCUCCUCCGAUCCUCGGCCGUCGACGGGUGUCGAGAGCGCCCCGCCUCGUCCAUUGGUGGGGGAAUCCACCCCACCGUCGUCGAAGCAGAGGAAGAAGGAAGAGGAAGAGCGCGAGCGGGAGACGCAGCAACAACUGCAGGAGGGGCAGCAAAAGCCGCAGCAGGAAGGAGAAGAAGGAGAGGAGGGGCGGCGGCAACAAGGGGACCAGCUCAAGGAGCUGCUGGACCAGGACCGGCAGCAGGAGCUGCGGGAGCUCCAGAGGCAGCAGCGGCAGAAGAGUCAGUAG
Molecule: messenger RNA, 576 nt
Organism: Sorghum bicolor (sorghum)
Lineage: Eukaryota; Viridiplantae; Streptophyta; Magnoliopsida; Poales; Poaceae
Exons: 5
Coding region: 1-576 (191 amino acids)
Source: RefSeq, a predicted model, not a curated record